CACGGCUUGGCGCCGUUGCGCGGCGAUGAAGAGAUCUCCCCCGGUUUUGCGUGCGAAUGCACGCGUCCCGGUGUUUUGGUGCUCUUCGAACUCCGACGAUAGUCACUUUUAAAAAGGACCGCAUAAGCGGCUAACGUUAUUUAUUUUCCCAAUUAUUCACCGUCGGCGUAUGUUCGAUAAACGGAUGUUAAUGUCUAAAUAUUUAUUGUUAUCCAGUUCACGUCGGUGAGACAUGCGGCCCCCGAGAAAGUUCGUUCAGCCAUUUCAUCAUAAUACGCGAAAAUGUGACCCGCAUUGUCAAUAUUUAUCGACGACGCGCGGAGUAUAUAUGUUGCCGUGCAACACGUGUAGUUGUUUGUCUCUGUGUUAUUUCAAGUAUUGACAAUUCUUCAAUAUUCAUCAGCGUUUGAUGAAAAUUGAUAAUUUAUCGCACAACUUGUAGCUCGAUAAAUAUUGAUAAUCCCAAGGAUUUUUUUUGGUUUAACUUUGACUACGGGGACAAGAGCGCUUUCUUGUUGUGUUUUCGUGCAAAUAUCGCCGGAGGGAGUCUUUGUGUUUUCGCAUCCGCAGGUGCGGCUCCGCGGUGCGCAGGUGCACGCGUACGCGCGGGUCCUUGGAUGCAUGUGAGCGAUGGUAAGAUGAAUGAGGCGAUACGCCCGCAAAUGACAAAUGCGCCGCGGCAUAUCCAAUUACGAGAAAUCGAAAGGUAUACGGGAAUAAUGCGUCUUAAUAAUAGCACUUUCUGUAUCGCGUUCAUCGUCCAAGGGACUAUUUUAGCGUCGAUGUGUAUCUUCGAUUCUGAAACAGGCCAUUAGUAAUAACAAUCCCAAUAUAUCGAAAUAAACGAAUCGUGAUUUUCCGAAGUAUACUUGACACACAAUGGGGUUAAAAUUAUAAGAACACGGUAACGCUCUAUUACACGCUCUUUAAACAUGCUUUAUGCAAGCAGCGCUAUAUAUCCUCCGGACUUCGACUUCGUUAGUUCGUUCGCGAGAGCUAAUAAUUACAUGCAAAAUUGUUUAACUUACGCCCGAUCAAUUAUGUAUGCAUAAUAAUUCUGGUUACGUUGCACAUGCAAACAUUCGCCUAACUUGGAGAGUGUGUGUGUAUGUGACUUGUUGCCCGUCCUACAUUUUAAUCGGAACCUGUAUAGCGCGAUUCGAUGAACGCAGACAAUGCGUCGGAAGAUCAAGGAAUUCCCUCCCGCGAAGGCCGGUGAAUCAGAAGCGAGAAAACAAAGAAGCCUUGGGGCGGAAAGAAUGCAUUCUCGCUUCGAUUCGCUUAGUUAAAUCUUUUCAUAUCUUAGUACAAUCUUCGUUACUCACGCAAAAAUCUUGUUCUAUUUUGCAAUCUCGUUUCUCGCAAAAUUCAUCAAUUCGCAAACACGGUUGAGGAUUAAUUUAAUAUGAAUUGCUAAUUUAAUAGACAUGACACGCUGUAACAUGUAAUGCGAUCCCGCGGAAAAUCUUAUAAGAUUUUAAUGUACUUAGAGAAUUGCACGUUUUCCGAAUCAAAAAAUGGCUCUCCUCUUUAUAUUCUUGAGAAAAAGAGGGUAUGGAUAGAUAUGUAUAUAUGUUAAAUCGAGCAAAUGCAAACGCGCUAUACAAGCCUAUCUUCAGACAGCUGUGUUGAUAGUGCAUCGAUCGUAACUCAAGGGGUUACGCGAGUUCGAACGAACCAGGAUAAGCACAUGUUGUUACGCGAGUUGUUAUUCGUCGUCAAAAAUCCACAAGCGUAUGUUCGCGCUUCGCAAAAACGAAUCGAGAGCACUGAUACCCGUUUCCUAGGUGAAGCCUAAGCAGGAAAGUCGGAGGGAGUUUCAUGAAUAAUUGAAGAACGGAGAACACGGGAUUAUCAUAAUGCGUGAAUGACGCCGAGGAAAAUCCUCAUCAAGAAGCUGUGCAGCAGUGUCUUUGCGCCUGUUUUUGGGACGACAACUGCACAGAGAUGGGUUGUUGCGGUUGUGCGGACGAGCCUUCGUCCAAAGUGGAACCCACGACACCUGAUAAUCAAGACUCACCGUCGAACUAUUCAGAGCAAAUAUUCGUAAAGGAUCGAUCAUGCACCGAUAUUCUGGCCGUGAUCGUCCUACUCGUUCUGGCGGGUGGUUUCGCCUUCAUGAUGACGAAUGUGGCGAAGAAGGGUGACAUUUACCGCGUGAUAUAUGGAUACGACGAUUGCGGAAAUGUCUGCGGCCGCGUAACUUCGCGCGAAAUCGAUCCGAAAUUCCAGUGUAAGGGUAGUGAUCACACCAAAAAACCGUACCUCGAGAUAGACAUCGAAGCGAACGGAGUGAAGAAACGUACGUGCGUGGCGAAUUGCACAGUGGACGAGACCAAAAUAUUAUUUCUGAAUCGCUGUAUGCACAAAAAGGUGACAGAAACUAUCAAUUCCAUAAUAAGGACACUUCGUUUGGACAGCUUUUACAAUGACGCAGUUACUGAUCUGGGGAUUGCAUGGCGCGAAUUGAUUUACCUUCUGCUCAUAGCUUUGGCACUUUCUCUCGGUAUCCUGGUGGCCUUCCGCUAUAUGGUACAAUAUGUCAUUUAUAUCGUAUUGAUCGGCGCAGUUUUGGCUUGCAUCGGCGGCACAACGUAUCUCUGGCUAGCAUGGUAUCGCGAGAAGAAGAGCCUGGAAAGGGGCGAAAUCUAUCCCGAGGAUUCCAGCGUGGAGCCCUACUUCAUCUACGCUAUUAUUAUGUCGGUCGUUGCUGUCAUCGUACUCUUGGUAAUUCUGGUGAUGAGAAAGAGAAUCGAGCUGGUCAUGCAGCUUUUCCGGGAGGCGGGUAAAGCCGUGUAUUCCAUGCCGGCAUUGCUGUUUCAGCCGAUUUACACGUAUCUGCUGAUCGGGUCUACGGUAGUGGCGUGGGUCUAUUGUAUGCUGUGGAUCGAGAGCGCCGGUGAUAUUUACUUGAAUAAGAAAAAUCACAUUCAUUUCAAGAAGGAUGGGUUACUCAUUGCAACAAGGUGGUACAAUCUGUUUUUAUUCUUCGUGGCGUGUGAAUUCUAUUUGGGUUGCCAACAUAUGGUCGUCGCUUGUGCUGUUGCUCGAUGGUUCUUUACAAGGGACAAAAGACGUCUGUCUUUACCAGUGGCAAAAGGCUUUGGUUAUCUUAUAAGAUAUCACAUGGGUACCGUGGCUUUCGGCGCUUUGAUAAUAGGCAUUGUUAGAGUGAUCAGAGCCAUGCUCUCCUUCGUCCAAAAACACUUGAAACAAUACGACAACGCUUUCGUGAAAGGAAUACUAUGGUGUUGCCAAUGCUGCCUCUGGUGUUUCGAGUGUGCUUUAAAAUUCCUCACUAGGAAUGCUUACAUCGAAACAGCCAUAUACGGAUGCAACUUUUGCACGGGCGGAAGAAAGGCGUUCCAAGCGUUGUCCAGCAACAUUCUGCGAGUAGCGGCGAUCAACAGCGUCGGCGACUUCGUCCUCUUUCUGGGUAAAGUCCUCGUCGUUACUCUUACGGUCGUUUCGGGGAUUUAUUUGAUGCAGGUACAGAAGAAGGAAGGACUUAAUCAUCCAUGGAUACCAAUCACUCUCGCGGGGAUAUUUGCAUUCCUAGUCGCGCAUUGUUUCAUAUCCAUUUAUGAGAUGAUAAUUGACACGAUAUUCAUAUGCUUCUGCGAGGAUUGCGAGAAGAAUGACGGUAUCAACCGACCUUAUUUCAUGAGCCGCGGUUUGAUGGAAUUCGUGGAGAACAGCAAGAAAGCUCUACGACAGUUGGAACAGCAAGGCGCUGCGGCCAUAUAACAAGCGGAACUAUUUAAUUUUUUUUUAAAUACAUAAUUUCGAAAAUUCGAUACUCGGCCAGUGAAACGUGCGGCAUACAAUGUAUGCGGAAGUUUUUCGUAGAACGUUAAUGAACGUUAUUUUAAUGUAUGGGUUUUCGAGAGGUAAUCGCGGAAUUGCAAAAGGAAUGUAAAUAGCUUCCUUUUGCAUUUCCGCACAACACAGCACAAUUAUCGAAGUCGUUCGAUACCAACGAAGUGUGAUGAAUCGUACACAAUCGGUUGUUUCGAUCGAAUCCGACGGACUGACUACAUUGCAAGGAAUGUUACGAAUCAUUCUAUUUUCGAAGUUCCUAUUUCUAAAAAUAUUUUUUAUAUGACAAGAUAGCUUUUUUCCAAUAUAAACUUAGUCGAGAUAGACUAGCGACGCUCGCACAACUGUUGCGAAUUACGCUGAUUUGGCAGCCUGAACUUACGACGUUGUACCCUCUUCGUACCGUCAGAGGUGGAUUAGCGAACAAAUUAAUUUAGAAGAUAUGCUUAUUCUCCAUGUUCUAGGGUAUAAGUUCAUACGCACAGUUUAUAUCGUUAUGAAUGUACGCGUUCUCUAUUGCUGUAAAUAUUUCUUUUUUAUAAAAAAAAGUGCCUACUACGAUAGAAUUCUUCGUUUUGAUACAAAUGCCGUGUAAGAUAAUAAGUAGACAAGAGAUAGAUAUACUAACGAUAUAUAUAAAUAUUGUACUAUUUCGAAAGAACAAGAUUAAUAUUAUAUUGUAUGUUAUAAACAAACAAAAUCUUCAAAUAGAAAAGUUUGACCUAAAUCUAA
Wasmannia auropunctata (little fire ant) is the source of this 4551-nucleotide messenger RNA. Its product is annotated as choline transporter-like protein 1. Gene Ontology annotation, cellular component: membrane. The transcript has 17 exons. The coding region runs from base 1948 to 3747 and encodes 599 amino acids. The record is from RefSeq and is a predicted model, not a curated record. NCBI's taxonomy places the organism in Eukaryota, Metazoa, Arthropoda, Insecta, Hymenoptera, Formicidae. Gene Ontology annotation, biological process: transmembrane transport. Gene Ontology annotation, molecular function: transmembrane transporter activity.